AUGGCGAAACCCGGAGAGGACGGCGUGGAGGGGAGCGCGCGGAACGAGACGCGGACGAUGGAUGACGCGGACGUCCCGGAGAUGAUGGAGACGGGCGGGACGGACGCGGGAAGAGCGCGGAGCGGGUCCGAGAGCGAAUCCUCGGACGCGGAGACGGACGCGGAGACGGCUGACGAAGAGUUUCGAGUGGGCGUGCUCGCGCUGAGGAGUGGGGACGUGGAGGAGGCGUUGAGGCGAUUCACGCGGGCGGCGGCGGCGCUGCCGCGCGGAGAGACGGCGGCGCGGGAGAAACUGUCGAACACGAUCGCGCAGACCAGGGCUCUGCUCGAACAGGAAGAAUGGGAAGACGAUAAGGAAGAGGAUGAACUCGAUGAGAACGUCACGAGCGAGGAAUUUUCUCGGGAACAGGAUGGUGAUGAACGCGCGGAGAACGCGCCGCACGAUUUCGCGAUUGAAGGAUGUUCGGACGACGACGAGUUCCACGACGCGAGCGAUGUGGGCGGCGCCCCUUCGGACGGGGGAUGGAGCGAGACCGACGCUAGUCUCGCGGAAGACGCGUACCGAACCGCGGUAUGGCUGUGGAAAUCCGCCGCCGAGGAGGAUCGACCGGCAGAUGUGGCAAUGAUCGUCGACUUACUUGAAAGAGCUCGGCAGUUCUGUCCGCCGUCACGCACCGACGCGAUCGAUCGCAUAGAUGCGCUCCUAGAGCGUGUUCGAGACUAG
Molecule: messenger RNA, 723 nt
Organism: Ostreococcus tauri
Lineage: Eukaryota; Viridiplantae; Chlorophyta; Mamiellophyceae; Mamiellales; Bathycoccaceae
Product: Tetratricopeptide repeat
Exons: 1
Coding region: 1-723 (240 amino acids)
Molecular function (GO): protein binding
Source: RefSeq, a predicted model, not a curated record